AUGUCCUUACACUUAGAAAAAUGGGUUAUACAAUCAAAAACCUGCCCGACGUGUCGUAAUAGAUGUACCAAAAGAGAUAUUAUCAAACUUUUCUUCGACUGCAGUCGAAGUGAUGAUUGCAAUACCAGUAAUCACCUUACCGAUGAUCCACAGCAAUUAAGGAUGCAACUAGAUAAAUACAUAGCUAUCUACGAGAAAAGAGAUAGCCAAUAUCAAAAAAUCUUGAACGAAAACCAGGAUUUAGAAGAAGAAUUAUCAAAUCUUAAAGAUACAUUGAAAACAACAAAAUUAGCACUUAGAGAUUACAAGAAAAUUAACAAAGAUUUAAAGGAGCAACAAGAAGAGACGCUAAGAAAGCUUGACCAAGCAAGCUUUGUUGCCAGCCAGUCUAAUAUGUUGCAUGAGAAACUACGUCGAUUAGAUGGAUUACGAAGUAUUCUAGAAUCAAAUUCUGAUGAAGUAGACAAAAUGAUUAAACACGUGGGGGAAGGUCCUGCUGCUAUCGAGCAACUAUGCACUUAUAUUUCGUCCUUGAAAAAAGAAUAUGAAAAAUUAAAAGAAUCCAAGAAAUUUAUUAAGUCAGAAAAAUACAACUUAGAGAUAGAAUUAAGAAAAUAUAUUAAACUUUCAGAAAAUGCAAAAUCAGAUUUAGAAGAUAUGAAGAAGCGUUUCACUGCCGCAUCUCAAAAACUUGAACAAUAUAAAUUGGAAAAUGGGGUGUUACAGAAGAAACUGAAAAUUAUUAACAAUAAAUUAAGAAAUUUUAAGAAACAAGAUAUCUCAUCUAUGCAGAAAAAAAUGCUAACUUUACAUGACUCGCCAGUAGAAAUUGAUUUCCUCGAGAAUUCGGUCGAUGACGAAGGAAGUUCGAUAUCUAGAACAAAUGAAUUAAGAUCAGCCAAUGAAACCUCUUCUAGUCUAAGAGCUAUCGCGAACAAGUAUCUAAGUGGGUUUCCGUAUGGUUUUGACAGAAACGGAUUACGCUUCGUCGAUGCUGUUGAUAUGACUAGCGCAAGAACUAGAGUCGACAUUAAACGUAUUUCCAUUCGUAAAUGUUUCCUUAAUUUUUUAUUCCAACGUCAAACUUUGCUGACAUUGUCUCACGCUAGAAGAAGGAAUACAAAGGUUGUACGUUUUGGCUUUAACGGCUUAGGCGGACAUAGUAAGGUUUUACAUCUCGUAUCCGAAAAUAUUUUAGCUUAA
Trichoplax adhaerens is the source of this 1203-nucleotide messenger RNA. RefSeq lists its product as uncharacterized. The record is from RefSeq and is a predicted model, not a curated record. The transcript is spliced from 13 exons. NCBI's taxonomy places the organism in Eukaryota, Metazoa, Placozoa, Uniplacotomia, Trichoplacea, Trichoplacidae. Bases 1 to 1203 code for a protein of 400 amino acids.